CCAGUUGGCGCCGGACGCAGUAGUGGAGGCUUAUAAGCAUGAAGACAGAGGACGCUGGGACUGGAGAGUCGUCUUCUCGGCUGGGGCCUCCGGCGUCCACUAAUGACCGGCUUUUCCUGGUUAAAGGUGGAAUUUUCCUUGGUACUGUUGCUGCAGCGGGAAUGCUGGCUGGAUUUGUUACAACACUAUCAUUGGCUAAAAAGAAAAGUCCUGAAUGGUUCAAUAAGGGAAGUGUGGCCACGGCUGCCUUACCGGAGAGCGGGUCUUCCCUUGCCUUGCGAGCCCUGGGCUGGGGCUCACUGUAUGCCUGGUGUGGGGUUGGUGUGAUCAGCUUCGCAGUCUGGAAGGCUCUAGGAGUUCACAGUAUAAAAGACUUUCGAAGUAAAAUGCAAUCAAUAUUUCCAGCAAUUCCCAAGAACUCUGAAUCGGCUGUUGAAUGGGAGGAAGCAUUGAAAUCCAAAUGAGAUGAGCAUGGUGGGUGAAGUCCAGAACGAUUGUUACAGGAAAAGCUGGCUUUGGAGAUGUCACAACAGCAAAGGGACUCGAUGGAUUUCUCCUCAGGAACACAUGCCGAUUGUUGAGUGAACCUAUGGGAUGGAUGGCAUUCCGUGUCCUCACAGGAGGCCGACAGUCAUCUCUGUGUGCUGUACUUUACAGCUGAUUUGGUUAUGUUCAUAUGGG
Molecule: messenger RNA, 681 nt
Organism: Kogia breviceps (pygmy sperm whale)
Lineage: Eukaryota; Metazoa; Chordata; Mammalia; Artiodactyla; Physeteridae
Gene: TMEM242
Product: transmembrane protein 242
Source: RefSeq, a predicted model, not a curated record